UUCCAUCCACAAUUGAAAUCUUAUCAAUUAGGAACUUGCUUAUAUAGUAUAUUUACAUAAUAAUAGGAGUAUGUAGGUGGAACCUAUACCUGUACCUAUGCAUAAAAGUAUCUGAUAGGUAUAGGUACCUAGUUUCUGCAAAAGAAACUUCCUGUAGUUGUUGGUGAAGCAGCUGCGACCGCAGUUUCGUGCUGCAGCGCACAGACAGGUAUUUGGCCCUAAAAGCUGGCCAAAAUGGAUUUUUUUUAUAUUAGUUCUACUCCCUCUAAGCCAUUGUUUCCAAAAAUUAGGAUAACCGCUCCAAACAAUAGCAAAAAACACAAAGCGCUAGCCCCUUCCAGUACGUCGUGGGCUCAGUCGGAAGUUACCGUUCGCCAAAAGUGUUCGUGUGAUUGUUCGAUGCGCUCAGAUUUCGUUGUUUUAAAAUAUUUGCUAUUUUGUGACUGAACGAUUUUGUGUUGGUUUUCAUUAUGGAUUGUGCACAACCAGGAUCUUCUGGAAUGAGAGUCAUGACUCGAAAUGAUUUAUUUAAUAUAAUGGAACGUUCAAAUACCUCAACUUUUGAUGAAAAGUUGCAGUGUAUGGAGCGGGAACUGCUCAAUCAAUAUGCAGAAAAUGACCCAAAUAUUGCUGAUGUAAAGCAAAAACUAUCGAUCAUCAGACAUCAAUUUAAACAAAAAUGGUUAGCUGCUCGCAAAACAAAGGCGAGAUUCCUAGAAAACAAUGCCGAGUGGCUUAAAGGAUGCAUAUCGCUACCGAAAGCAGGAGAAAGUCCCGGUCGACCUCAAAAAUCGUUCUUAGAGUUGAGUGAAAGAAGCAAAAGACGUAAAACUAAAGAACUAAGAUCAUCUGAUACAGAUGAAUUGACGUAUGCAACACAGAUGAAAUUACGGGAGACGGGCAAAGUAGAUGCAUCAAAAAUCGUAAAAGAUUUAACAAAAAGUCCCAGAAGAGCAAGGAAAUAUGCGGUAGCUAUGAAAAAAAGCACUUGCGAAGAAGAUCAGGAGAAAUCAAAAAGAUUAGCACAUUCACGUGCAUUGUUUAUGUUUGUUGAAGCAGGACUAACACAGACGCAAUAUGAAGUAGUGCGAGAAACUAACCCAAGUUUUUAUCCGUGCUAUUCGAUUUUGCAAAAGUUAAAAAAAGAGUGCUAUCCUGAAAUCCACAGAGUAACUGAAACGUGCGCUGAAGUACAGGUUCAAAAUCUCAUGGAUCAUACGGCACAACGACUGAUUUUACAUCUUGGUGAGGCAGUGGAACAAUUGAGUGAAGCAGAAAAACAAUCAUUAGUAUUAAUAAGUAAAUGGGGCUGCGAUGGAUCUCAACAGAUGCAGUACAAAAUGAAAUUUGAAAAUGAAGCCGACUCGGACGCAAACAUAUUCCAAAGUUCCAUGGUACCGCUUCAGUUGAUUUACGGACCGGAAAAAAAAAUAUUGUGGCAAAAUCCUACUCCAUCUUCACCACGGUAUUGCCGGCCUAUGAGAAUAAGAUUCAUAAAAGAAACUACAGAUGUGACAAAUGAAGAGAUUGACUAUAUUAAAUCGCAAAUAACAGCGCUUACUAAAAGCGAAGUCAACAGCUUUUCCAUUAAGCAUAAAAUGCUUUUCACCAUGAUUGAUGGAAAAGUAUGCAAUGCUGCUACGCAUACUAAAUCAACCAUGAGGUGCUACAUAUGCGGCGCCACGUCAUUACAGUUUAAUGAUUUGGAGAAGGAGAGACCAUGCAAAAAAGAAAACCUAGAAUUCGGCUUAUCUUUGUUGCAUGCUCGGAUAAGAUUUUUUGAGAGCAUUUUACAUGUGGCCUAUAGAUUGCCCGUAAGAAAAUGGAACGUUCGCCUUACUGCCGAGGAAAAGCAAGCAGUGGAAAAUAAAAAAAAAGAAAUCCAAGAUAAGUUCCGGGAGAAACUCGGUCUGUUGGUGGAUAUACCAAAAGCCAACUUUGGAAAUACCAAUGACGGAAACACUAGCAGACGUUUUUUUGAAAAUUUCGAAGUAUCAGCGACAAUUACGGGGAUAGACGUAAAUUUAAUUUAUAGAUUAAAAGUGAUUUUGGACACAUUGUGCUGUGGUUUAAAAAUAAACUGCGAGAUGUUUGAAAGAUAUUGCCAAGAAACGGCAAAGUUAUACGUUUCUUUGUAUAAGUUCUACCCAAUGUCUCCGACAUUGCAUAAAGUGUUGCGUCAUGGGGCUUCAGUGGUAAGAGAAGCAAUUCUUCCCAUUGGACAACUGUCCGAAGAAGCGGCAGAAGCCCGCAACAAACACAUUAGGACGUUCCGGCUCAACUACGCCCGAAAAUUUUCCCGGAUAGCCUGCAAUGCAGAUGUUUUUAACAGGCUCCUCUUAACUUCCGACCCUGUCCUGACGGGCAUGAGGAAGAGGAAGAAUAAAAAAAAUGUGUCACUUUCGGCUGAUGUUUUAAAUUUGUUAUUAGAAAGUGACGUUUUAAAUUUAAGUUUUGAUGAAGACGACAAUAAUGAAGAAUAAAUGCUUGUAUAUGUUACAUACGCUUUUUUUUUACCUUUUCCAAGCUAAAACUCAAAUAAAACAUCGUUUGACAACCAUUAGGCGUACCAAAUAUUUUUGGCCAACUUUUAGGGCCAAAUACCUGUCUGUGCAGCGGCGCGCGGCGCUCCCA
Molecule: messenger RNA, 2634 nt
Organism: Spodoptera litura
Lineage: Eukaryota; Metazoa; Arthropoda; Insecta; Lepidoptera; Noctuidae
Source: RefSeq, a predicted model, not a curated record